Molecule: messenger RNA, 1465 nt
Organism: Drosophila eugracilis
Lineage: Eukaryota; Metazoa; Arthropoda; Insecta; Diptera; Drosophilidae
Product: acidic mammalian chitinase
Biological process (GO): carbohydrate metabolic process; chitin catabolic process
Cellular component (GO): extracellular region
Molecular function (GO): chitinase activity; chitin binding
Source: RefSeq, a predicted model, not a curated record
GAAAUCAAGUAUACCCUUGCUCUUCAUGACUGCAGAAUAUAACAAACCAAAGUGAAUUUUAAGCGUUGAAGCACCACUUGAGUGAAUUUAUAACUUAAGGGAUAGUAAACAAAAAUGAAUCUGAACUUUAGAUACAGAUACGAGUCCCAGGUAUAAAUAUUAAAAUUAGCACGCGACGAAGCCUUAAUAAAUUUGCGAGACAAGUGGAGUGGCCGGCCCAUGUGAUAAGAGAUUGAUAAGGCCCGGUAGGAAUAGUAUAAAAACGUAUGAGGAACAAGAAUCAAGUAUCAUUUCUAGCAAUGGGAAAGUUAUUGACACUACUCGCAGUCCUCUGCCUUAGCCAAUUGAUCGGUGCUGAACGCAUCGUCAACUGCUACUGGGGAACCUGGGCCAACUACCGCACUGGCAAUGGCAAGUUCGAUGUUUCCAACAUCGAUGCUGGUCUGUGCACCCACUUGAGCUACUCAUUCUUUGGAAUCAAUGACAACGGCGAGAUUCAGUCCCUGGACACCUGGUUGGACUACGAUCUGGGCUUCAUCAGCCAGGCUGUUGGCCUGAAGAGCAAGAACUCCAACCUGAAGGUUCUGGCUGUUGUUGGUGGCUGGAACGAGGGCUCCACCAAGUACUCCUCCAUGUCGGGUGAUUGGUACAAGCGCCAAAACUUCAUCAACUCCGCUCUGAACCUGCUGCGCAACCACGGAUUCGAUGGCUUGGACUUGGAUUGGGAGUACCCUAACCAGCGUGGAGGCAACUGGAACGAUCGUGCCAACUUUGUGACUCUGCUGCGUGAGCUUAAGGAAGCUUUCGCUCCCUAUGGCUAUGAACUGAGCAUCGCCGUUGGUGCCGGUGAGGCCCUGGCCAGCAGCUCCUACGAGAUCGCCAACAUUGCCCAACAGGUUAACUUCAUUAAUGUGAUGACCUACGACUUUGCCAUGGCCUCCGACGGUCAGACCGGCUUCAACGCUCCCCAGUGGGCCGUGGAGAACGCCAUCAACUUCUGGUUGAGCCAAGGUGCCCCAGCCAACAAGCUGGUCCUAGGCGUCGGCACUUACGGACGCUCCUUCCAGCUGUCGGACUCCUCUAAGAACUGGCCCGGAGCACCGUGCCGCGGCGAGGGUUCUGCUGGAUCCUACACUGGUUCUACUGGCUACUUGGGCUACAACGAGAUCUGCCAGAACAACUGGAACACCGUCUUCGACUACGACAAUGCCGCUCCCUACGCCUACUCCGGUGACCAGUGGGUGAGCUACGACAAUGUGCUCAGUGUCCAGUACAAGAUGGACUUCGCCCUGCGCAAGAACCUGGCUGGUGCCAUGAUCUGGUCCUUGGAGACCGACGACUACCGCGGCCUGUGUGGCGAGAGCUACCCUCUGCUGCGUGCCAUCAACAUGAAGCUGCGUUGGGAUAUUUAAAGUGGUAUUCCGAUUGGAGAUAAUAAACAAAUGAUUAAAAAUUGAAAAAAAAA